AUUUCAAAGAAGAAGAAGAAGAAGAAGAAGCAGCGUAUACGUCACUCGCCCACAACAUAGGAGAUAGAGCCGCGUCGUGGCUGUCAAAGUGAGCAAUAUGCGCUCACUUGUCGGACUGAUCGCUGUCGUCGCCGCGGCCACUCUGUACCUGUACUCGCUGUCCUUGUACCUGCCGGCGGCCCCGCGGAGACGUCCUCCUCACCCGCCCGCAGAGAGCAAACAUGUGGACACAGCGGAGCCCGAGCAGCGGGCGGACAGCUCCGAGGAGCCGGGCAGGUUGAAGUUCCCCUCAGACUUGGAGGAGCUGAGGGAACUGGCUGAGCUUCUGCAGUUUUACAAGACAGAGCACACUGGAUAUGUUCUGCUGCUCUUCUGCAGUGCUUAUCUCUACAAGCAGUCCUUCGCCAUCCCUGGAUCCUCGUUCCUGAACAUUUUAGCAGGAGCCAUAUUUGGACCAUAUCAAGGACUGCUGCUAGCCUCUGUGCUCACCACCGUGGGCUCCACCAUGUGCUACCUCCUGUCCCAGGCCUUCGGAAAGCGCUACAUCAUUAACCUGUUCCCUGAUAAAGUCGCCACGCUACAGAAGAAGGUUGAGGAGAACCAGGACUGUUUGUUUUUCUUCCUGCUCUUCCUGAGAUUCUUUCCCAUGACUCCCAACUGGUUUCUGAACAUGUCUGCGCCUAUCGUCAACAUCCCCAUCACCUUCUUCUUCUGCUCAGUCUUCAUUGGCCUCCUGCCGUACAACUUCAUCUGUGUCCAGACGGGCGUCAUGCUGUCGGAGGUGGCGUCGUUGGAUGACUUGUUCUCCUGGGAGAGGCUGCUGCAGCUGCUGGCCAUUGCCUGCAUGGCUCUGCUGCCCGGCGCACUAAUCCGCCGAUUCAGCCAGAAGCGUUUCAAACUGGACGUCCAAUCACAAAACGGGCCCAUCACAGAUAAGAAGGUCCAGUGAUUCUUACUUUUUUCUGGGACUGAGUUUGUUGUUGGGCACUUUGAUGCCCUCAACCCUUAAGAGUGAAUGUAUUUAAAGUUGUGGGUUUUCUGAAAAACUUGGCCCACACACACACACACACUCAUAAGGUUUCUUGUAUCUGGAGUUCUUUACGUGUCUGGAGCCACCUGGAGCAGGAGAGCUUUGAUGAAAAUAGAACUGGGGAAUUGGGAUUUGAAGCCAAGUAUUUUGUAUAACCAAAUGUUGAUGUUUCUGUGCUACAACUUCUAUGGGGACAGCUUGCACAGUUUAUGUGUAUAUAGAUGUAUGAAUGUACAGAAAUCAUGUGGAGAAAGGGAAGAAUUCUAAGGAGACUUUGCUCUUGCACUAAAAUUAUACUGUAAGAGUUUCAAUGUAAACAGCUCGUGUUUAAAGUGCCUGUUGUGCAGUGUUAGUUUCAAACUCCUACCUCCAACAUGGACUUGUAGAAAAAUUAAUCUGACAGCCUUCUCAUUUUUAAUGUGGCUGGAGGGUUCAGAUGAUUGUUAUCUUAUUGUGUGAAUUAAUUUGUUUGUAACUGAAAUAUGUAUGGUGUUUGUAGCAUAUAUUAUACAACUUGGAUUACGUAUUUUUCUUGUUUGACAAUCGCAUUUUGCAAUUUCAGAGCAAAUUGUAAUACAGUGUUGGACAAUUUUUACUCUUUUUAAACUCUGAACUCAAAGUUUUUCAAAUUGUGUAAUUUUGCCUCAGAGUCUUUUUGAGUAACCAAUUGAAAUAAAUCAGUAUUUUCUUUUAUUCUUCAUGUGGGUUAUGAUGUAAAGUGUUAUGUAAGCUUUCUGUAAAUUCAAGGAUGUAAAUUAUUUAAAGUUUAAUGUACAUUUAUAGCAACUCAGAUCACAAACGCUUCAUCUUUUAUUUUAGAGGUGAACAAAAAUUUUAAUAAUAAAA
Anoplopoma fimbria (sablefish) is the source of this 1876-nucleotide messenger RNA. It is a transcript of the gene tmem41aa, whose product is annotated as transmembrane protein 41aa. The transcript has 5 exons. Bases 98 to 949 code for a protein of 283 amino acids. The record is from RefSeq and is a predicted model, not a curated record. Lineage: Eukaryota; Metazoa; Chordata; Actinopteri; Perciformes; Anoplopomatidae.